Gloeophyllum trabeum ATCC 11539 is the source of this 258-nucleotide messenger RNA. RefSeq lists its product as uncharacterized. The record is from RefSeq and is a predicted model, not a curated record. Lineage: Eukaryota; Fungi; Basidiomycota; Agaricomycetes; Gloeophyllales; Gloeophyllaceae. The transcript has 3 exons. Bases 1 to 258 code for a protein of 85 amino acids.
AUGUCCCAAUUUAACGAAGAGACGCAGAAGGAGAUGCAGACGUUCAUUGAGCAACUGCGAGCCUCGUCCCAGUUACAGCAGAAUAUUGCAAACUUCACCAACAAGUGCUGGGACAAGUGCGUCUCUGGGACACCAUCGACCUCUUUCUCCAGUAGCGAACAAGGUUGCCUCGCCAACUGCGUGGAAAGGUUCUUGGACACAAGUGUGUUUAUCGUGAAACGGAUAGAGGAACAGAGAGCCAAUCGCGGAUUCACAUGA